CAAUGAAGAUAACAGAAGAAUUCCUGUGUACGUUCUUGGAGGCCGUAGCAGACGGAGACCUCAGUGUCCUCACCAGUUGCUUUGAAUUCGUUUAUACUGACCACAAGCAUGUGAACUUUCAGCACACGGACUCUGGAAACACAGCCCUAAUACUGGCAGCCGCAGGAAACCUGCCAGAGGCCGUGUCUCUUCUGCUGGAACAUGGAGCCGACGUUACCCUUUGCAACUACAGUAAUCAGACAGCAGUUCAUGUGGCUAACGAUGACAUCAAGAAGCUGCUUUUAUCAGCUGUAAAAAGGACCUCAUAUCCUCAGCUACAGCUGGCUCAGGCCGCCUGGCAAGGAGACCUGGAAAUUGUUCAGCAAUUAUUGGAGACGGACCAAUCUCUGGACAUAGAUGUUCAGAACAAACAAGGACUGACACCCCUAAUGUUAGCAGUGCGAGAUAUAGACCUGUUUGAUAAACUACCUGUUGGAGACUACAGGCCUCUGGAUGUAUUGCAGGAACUGCUUAAGCACAAUGCAAACCCAAGGCUUUGUGAUUUUUGUGGAAAAUCAGCAAUGUGUUACACAUCAGGUGUCAGAAGUCCUAUGGGGCAGCAGCUGGCAGAUAUACUGGCCAUGUGUCUAGCUACAACAGAUAGUAAGGGUGACAAGUUUUCUGAUUGUUGUCUGGACAUAAAGCACCAUUCACUGAACCUUCAUCCAAGUGUUGGAGACAGGGAAAGUCUCAUCAUUACAAGCUGCAGCCAGAGCCCAGAGAUUUAUGUUAAUGAGGAAGAAAUACACAAUCUGGAACCAAGGACGGAGAAUUUCAGGGCAGAUUGUAGGAACCUUACUGAGUUUGAAAGAGCAAAUAUAACUGUUCUUGAAAUAGCAGAAGCUUAUCAAGAGUGCGAAAACCAUCAACCUUUAUUACACAGACUUUGGCCAAGUGAAUUGUCUUCAAAUGUUGAGACCAUGAACUUCCACACUAAGCGGCAUACUUCCCUUCCACCCUUUCAUCUGAAGGAAGAUGCACAGAUCAGGAGGUUGGGACUUGGUUACCUUGUGCAAGGAUCUUGUUCUGAACCCAAUAUCUCACAGUCUCACCUUGGAACUGAUGCGUUCAGAGAUAUAAAGGAGAUAAAGCAAAAUAUAAAGCAAAGACUAAUGUCAUCUGAAUCCACAAGAAAAAAGCAGGAUGUCCCUUACCUUUGCCAUUCUCCUAGAUCUAUACGAUUGCUCCCAAUAGAAAGCAAGAAGACCAAAAAUAAAAAUGAAGUAAACCUAACAAUUGGACAGUUCAUGCUACCCCAUUCAGAUAGCUUUCCUCAAUCUGUACCUCCCCAAAGACAUUUAGCAGUUCCUAAAGAAAAUCCUCCAGAGCUCUACAAAAGAGGCGAUAUAGUUUUGUCUCAAGAUAUGGUUGUGUUAAGGGUGGAGGAUGAUCUCAUGUCUUCAGAAGAUCUGAAGGAGAAAAUUGAUGAAAGAACAUUAAAACACAAGGGAAAUUGUUGUAAUAACUCAAAUAGUGAUGAAUUUAUACAAAUCUUUGAAAAUAAAAAGAGCAUAGGCAGUAUGCAUGAGAAUAAAGCAUCUGAGCUAUGUAAAAACAAAACAACAAGUAAAUAUGGAACAGAAAACCAUGCAUCAGAUUAUUAUGAAGACUUAAGAAUAGAGAUGUCCAGAAAUAAUGAGUUUGUCACAGAAGGUAUUAUUACUAAACCGGUAGAUGCUAUAUCAGGUAAGAUACUGCCUGAAAACAAAGAAAACACAAGAAAUAAUAUAGAUUUUAAAGAGAAACCGAAAACCCAUUCUGGAGAUGGAAAUAGAUGUCAAAAUGAUAUUGCAGAAGACAUUUUAGACACUAGUGAAACACAGACAAUUAAUGGCGAAUACUCAAGGGAAACUACAAGCUGGGUAAAUGGAAUUAUAGAAUGUAACUCAAUAAGAACACCAAGACAAAUGGCUUUACCUCUUGUUCAUAUUACAUUCUCAGAGCAAGAACCUCAAAAAGAACUGAAUGUUUUUCCAGUCAAGCCAUUUAAUCUCAAGAAAAAGACUAUUGUCUGUGGUGUACCUCACAAUGUUAACCAUAGCUUUAAUGUAAUUGCUCAGAAUAAGAGUGGUAAAACUAAGAACUGUAAACAAAUAAGAAAUAAAUCUGCACCUGAAUCCUCUGUGAAGCAUAGGCAAAGACCACUUUUCAAUAGUAAAAAAUUGAAGGAUGUUUUGUGUCCAUCACUGGCUUUUUCUGGGCCUCAAAUGGCCUCAAGACAAUCCAAGAAAGCUCACCAUACAGAACCAAAAACGUUACAUAAAAGUGGACAAAGAUCUCACACAUGCUUAUCAAUUUCUCCAGAGAAACGUUCAUAUUCACAAUCUAAAGCAAUGCAUCAUUCUUCUUCUAGAGCGAGUACAGCUCCAGGUUUUUCAGACCUGAGCUAUAAGGACAUGUUCAAAGAAAUAAAACCACACAUGCAAGGCCCAGGUAUAUUUCAGAUGUUUGAAACACCAUUUUAUUACAAUGCUGAAGUUGACCAAGUAAGAAAAGGUCACUUGGUUUCAACCAACACAAAAUCAUCUUCUAAAAGUAUUCAAUUAACUUGCCAAAGUGGCAACAGCAAAGCAAAGACUGAGAAAAGACACAACUCUAGGAAAACUAAAAGCUCUGCUGGGUCCAACCAAAAGCAUUUAUCGGCAAAAGAAAAAUUGAGAAGUGGUCUUGAAAAAAAUGCAAAACAAGUAGAUGUAGUAAUUAUUUCAGGUACAGAUUGGGAGAUCACAGCAGCAAGAGAACAUAGGAUCAAUAAGGAAGAUUCAUAUAUCUCAGAAGGUCAAGUCAUAGAACCCUAUCAAUAUAAUAUUGAUUAUCCAGACUUAUCUAUAAUCAAGGAAGCUACAGUGGAAUCGCACUCUAAUAUAAAUAAGGCAAAUAAUAUGAACAAUAUUAUUACAUUAAUAGAAGAAGUUGGUAAUACAGAUACAAUAGAAACUGUUCUUCCUGAAUAUUUAGAUCCCACCAAUAGAGUUAGUUUGUCUGUAGUAGAAGGUUGUCAACACAGUACAAACCAACCAACAGGUAGCAGUGAUGAACAUCUAGGUAUCCUUGAAACAGGUCAAGUGUUACAGAAGCCUACUAAUAAAGGAUCUCUUCAGGAGAAUCUUGCUGCAAUAGAUGUACAAUCUGUUGAAGAAAAAAUAAAUGAAACUGAUCUUAAAGCUCAGGAAAAUUCAAAAAGCCAUUUCUUCAUUGAAAAUGGCCUCAGAGACAGUUUGAACAGCAGUAAUAAAAGCAAUUCAAAAAGCAUAUGCAGUAAUUCAAAGACGUACAGAAAUAACAGUGCAGACAGCGAGCAACUGACUGAUAUGCUCAUCUCUCUGGUUGAAAAAUUCCUCUGUAAUGAGGAGACUGAUUCUAUAAAUUCAAAAACAGAGAUUUCAAGCACAGAGGAUCAUGACCAAAGUGAUGGUACGAGCAAUGACAAAGAAAUAAUUACCCCAAGACAGACCGAUACAAGUCACACAUCACCCAGUAAAACAAACAGUUUAAGCCUUACAGAAAGCGUCUUCAAAUUCAAUCUGAACAAUGAUGGAUCAAUAGCUUGGACCAAAGGAGAAGUUCUUGGCAAAGGUGCAUAUGGAACGGUAUACUGUGGUCUUACGAGUCAAGGAGAAUUAAUAGCCGCAAAACAGGUAGUUUUUGAAGCUUCAGAACCAGCUAUUGCAGAAAAGGAAUACAAAAAACUUCAAGAGGAAGUUAACUUACUAAAAGCACUAAAGCAUGUUAAUAUAGUUGGCUAUUUGGGAACCUGUUUACAAGACAACAUAGUGACUAUUUUUAUGGAAUUUGUACCAGGUGGAUCUAUUUCUAGCGUACUGAAACGUUUUGGACCAUUACCAGAAAUAGUGUUUGUUAAAUACACAAAGCAAAUCCUCCAAGGAAUAUCAUAUCUGCACAAUAACAGAGUAAUUCACAGGGACAUUAAGGGAAACAACAUCAUGCUUAUGCCUGAUGGGGUGAUAAAGCUAAUUGACUUUGGAUGUGCAAAACAGCUGACUAAUUUAAAUAUGAGCGGAACACAGAGUGAACUGUUAAAGUCUAUGCAUGGAACACCAUAUUGGAUGGCACCAGAAGUAAUCAAUGAGUCUGGACAUGGAAAGAAAUCUGAUAUAUGGAGCACUGGCUGUACUGUAUUUGAAAUGGCUACUGGAAAGCCACCCCUGGCUCAUAUGAACAACAUGGCUGCCAUGUACUAUAUUGGUGCCCAAAGAGGUCUUAUGCCCACUCUCCCUGAUCACUUCUCAAAGAAAGCAAGAGAUUUUGUGGAUUUAUGCUUAACAAGGGAUCAAUAUGAACGACCCUCUGCUGAGCAGCUCUUGCAACAUCCAUUCAUUAAAAGAAAAUUGUGAAGGUAUAUAUGGACAAUGUGCCAACAUAAACAUGAAAUGAUUAGCUCUUGUGUACAGGGGAAAUUACAUUACCAGACUGCUUUCUCUACAUUGUUAUAUAUACAAAUUAUUAAUAAAUCAACUUUUUUCACUA
Molecule: messenger RNA, 4527 nt
Organism: Bombina bombina (fire-bellied toad)
Lineage: Eukaryota; Metazoa; Chordata; Amphibia; Anura; Bombinatoridae
Gene: MAP3K19
Product: mitogen-activated protein kinase kinase kinase 19
Exons: 13
Coding region: 3-4394 (1463 amino acids)
Biological process (GO): protein phosphorylation
Molecular function (GO): ATP binding; protein binding; protein kinase activity
Source: RefSeq, a predicted model, not a curated record